GGAUAGUGCGAGGGUGCGUGGUGCGCCGUGCGUGCGGGCGUCGCGAGCUUGGUCGGUCGCGUUGGAGAUCCCGCCGGGACGUCGGACCGGGUCCGGUGUUAAAAGAGGGAAAAAAGGAGCCUCCUCCUCCGUGAGCCGAGAGAGUGAGGGAGAGAGCGAGAGCGCGCGCGAGAGAGAGGGAGAAAGACGGAGAGAGAACGGGUCGCGAGGAGGCCCCGAGGGAGUGCCAUGCGUCGUGAAUCUCGUCCGCUCGGCAUCGUCGCACGGCGAGGCGCGCUCUGAGCUCGCGUACGUGCUCGCGCAAUUCGAUAACACACGUUCGCAAUAAUUCACCGUUGCCGUCGUCGUCGUCGGCCACUGUCGUCCACGUCGCCGCAUCCAUCGUCGUUGUCAUCCUCGCCGCCGCCGCCGCCGCCGUCGCUGUCACCGUCGCGAGGCGAUCCGCACGACGGGUCUUUUGGAAUGCUCUCGGGUUCUACUACGUGACACUACGUGGCCGUUUAGACCAAGACGCUGAAAGAAAGACUAAAAACAUGGGAUGCAAUGCGGGCCGAUGCCUCGGUUCACGCGAUACAGGAUUCAUGGCAGCCAUUAGGAAGAAGUUGGUUAUUGUGGGUGACGGUGCCUGCGGUAAAACAUGUUUACUCAUAGUAUUCAGCAAAGACCAGUUUCCCGAGGUGUACGUACCCACAGUAUUCGAGAACUAUGUCGCCGACAUCGAGGUGGACGGUAAACAGGUGGAGCUGGCUCUAUGGGACACAGCUGGACAAGAAGAUUACGACAGGUUGCGUCCAUUGUCGUAUCCGGACACGGAUGUCAUCCUGAUGUGCUUCUCCAUCGACAGUCCCGAUUCCCUGGAGAACAUUCCCGAGAAGUGGACACCAGAGGUGAAGCACUUCUGCCCGAACGUGCCCAUCAUCCUUGUGGGGAACAAAAAAGACUUGCGCAAUGAUCCCAACACCAUCAAGGAGCUCAACAAGAUGAAGCAGGAGCCGGUCAAGCCCGAGGAGGGUAGAGCCAUGGCCGAGAAAAUCAACGCUUUCGCCUACCUUGAGUGUUCCGCCAAAAGCAAGGAAGGUGUGAGGGAAGUCUUCGAGACGGCGACCCGGGCUGCAUUACAAGUAAAGAAGAAGAAGAGGGGCAGAUGUAGGCUUCUUUAAGAUGUAAUGCCAAGCGGGCCCGAUGUAACGCGGGCGAAGUAAUGGAAUUGCGGAACUAGCUGCAACGAAGCUAGUCGUAAUGCCGGCGACCCCUCCUCCAGCGGAGAAACCACAUGAUAACAUCUUACCUUUAAUUAUUUUACAUAAUAAAACAAGUCUACAACAGCAAAAAAAUGAAAAAAAAUACAAGAAAAGAAAAGGUGCAACGUAUCGCGUCUACACACACACACACGUACACACACAUACAUACACAUACACACACACGUGUUACACCUACAAUGUCGUAAUGAAACCGUCGUCAUGAAACAGAGGGACUUGAGAAAUACUGAGUAAAUUCAAUACAAGUAUACCUUAUUAUUACUACGGAAAAAAAAACUGUAAUGUAUAUUGUAAUGACUAUCUUGAUUGUGUAUUUUUUAACAGUAAUGAAUUGUGCUUCGAGUUUAAACGAUUAAAACAAAAAACUGAUUGUCGUAUAAACUAUCUACAUCUUACGGUACACAGUUAUCUUUAUCAUUGUAGUGAUUAUUACAAUUAUUAUUAGUAUCUCAUUAUUAUUAUUAUUAUUAUUAAUAUUAUUAUAAUUAAUAUUAUAUGCAUUCUACAUCCUUGUUUUUUUUUUAUCGUAGUGGCUCUUUAUUUUGGUAAUAAACGAAAUUGAAAUAAACGAAAGGAAGAAUCGCGCGAGCACGAUUAAACGGAGAAAAUGUAAAAGUAGACACGAGGGAAUUCACGAGGCAGUGCAAAAUAAUCACUGCGAGAUAUCACAAUCGAAAAAAAAGCAAUGUAAGAGUUUAAGAAGGACGGAAUUUUAUAACGCUUAUCAAACUUGAAAACGCUUUAUCGAAAUUGUCGCAUUAUCGGUUCUUGAACGAAGAAUGAGAGAAAUAAUGGACAUUUGAUUAUGGACGUUGCAGUAGUAGACCAACGGAUCACUCUGAUCUUUCAGAUACCAAUUAUAUUAAAUGUGUGUAUUAUUAUUAUAUUUUAUUAUUAUUAUUAUUAUUAUUAUUAUUGCUACCUUAUUAUACGUAGUUAUUACGAUGACACUAACAUAACGGAUUAUAACAGCGGCUACGUUAUAUUUAUGUAUUUCGAGGAAACGUGUUCUCUGUAUCUGACCAAGCUGUGAUUAGACGUGCAGUUUUCACGCUUUUUUAUAUAUAUACACAUACAUACGCCAUCGAUAUCUUUAGCGUAUGAUGUACUACUAGAGAUCGGAGAUCGCCGGUCGCCGGAGUGUGCGUCUCACACACGACGCGUCUCUCGACCACGCGGAUUCUCGAAUUGAUUUUAUGUGUGUGCCACAACUCUUAUCGAGCCGAGCUGCUUCGCAGAGUUUACCCUGAAAUUUACCGACCUCUUGUUUUCGCCCUCUCGUCUCGCUUGUGCUACUCUUCAUCUCGAGAUGAAGAAAAC
This is a messenger RNA of Ooceraea biroi (clonal raider ant), 2579 nucleotides long. RefSeq names its product ras-like GTP-binding protein Rho1 (gene Rho1). Gene Ontology annotation, molecular function: GTP binding; GTPase activity. The record is from RefSeq and is a predicted model, not a curated record. Lineage: Eukaryota; Metazoa; Arthropoda; Insecta; Hymenoptera; Formicidae. Gene Ontology annotation, biological process: small GTPase-mediated signal transduction.